Molecule: messenger RNA, 1182 nt
Organism: Akanthomyces muscarius
Lineage: Eukaryota; Fungi; Ascomycota; Sordariomycetes; Hypocreales; Cordycipitaceae
Exons: 4
Coding region: 1-1182 (393 amino acids)
Source: RefSeq, a predicted model, not a curated record
AUGCCUGCUCGCAAGCGCGCGGCAGAGAAUGCCGUCACAGAAGAUGCCAGGAGUUCACGGCGCCGGUCGGGCCGAGUCUCCAACACGCCGAAAAAGAGCUCGUACUGGGAAGGCUCGGACGACGAGGAAAACGAGAGCGACGACGAGAAGCCCGUGAAGAAGAGGGCGAGGGUUUCCAACGGCGGCCGCAGCGCGAGUGCCGUAAAGAAGAAGCAAAAGGAAGAGAGCGACGAGGACGAGUAUACGGCAGAGGCGCAGCUUGCGGCGGAGGCAGAGGAGGAUGACGACGACGACGACGAAGAGGCGGACGAGGAUGAUGAAAAUAGGCAAAUGAAAGUCACAAUCGUGCCACUGGAGCAGAUGAGAGACGAAGGCGGCGUGCCGUACGAGGAUCACAAGGUACACAAGAACACGAUGCUGUUCCUCAAGGAUCUCAAGGCAAACAACCGACGGCCGUGGCUGAAAUCACACGACGGCGAGUACCGACGCGCCUUCAAGGACUGGCAGACCUUUGUCGACGCCACCACCCAGACCGUCGCCUCCUUCGACGCCACCGUCCCCGAGCUGCCCUCCAAGGACGUCGUCUUCCGCAUCUACCGCGACACGCGCUUCAGCAAGGACCCGACGCCGUACAAGCCGCACUUCUCCGCCGCCUGGUCGCGCACCGGCCGCAAGGGGCCCUACGCGUGCUACUACAUCCACGUCGAGCCCGGCGGCCGCUCCUUUGUCGGCGGCGGGCUGUGGCACCCCGAGGCCGGCCACGUGCACAAGAUGCGCCGCAGCAUCGACCGCCACCCGGAGCGCUGGCGCGCCGUGCUCGGCGACGAGACGUUUCGGCGCGUCUUCUUCCCGCAGGUGAAGAAGACCGCCGGAGGCGCCGAGGCGGUGGUCAAGGCGUUUGUGGGCAAGAAUCAGAUGAAUGCGCUGAAAAAGAAGCCAAUGGGAUACGAUGUGACGCAUCGCGAUAUUGCACUGCUCAAGCUCAAGAAUUACACGGUUGGUACUUCGAUUGAUGAGGAUAUACUGUGUAGGGACGACGCGCAGGAAAAGAUUGGCGAGUAUAUCCGCGCCAUGGAAGGAUAUAUUACAUUUGUCAAUAGCAUCGUCAUGCCGGAUCCUGGGCUUGACGAGAGCGACAGCGACGAGGACGAGGACGAGGACGAGGAAGAAAACGACGACUGA